This is a messenger RNA of Folsomia candida, 1055 nucleotides long. RefSeq lists its product as uncharacterized. Bases 285 to 959 code for a protein of 224 amino acids. The transcript is spliced from 3 exons. The record is from RefSeq and is a predicted model, not a curated record. NCBI's taxonomy places the organism in Eukaryota, Metazoa, Arthropoda, Collembola, Entomobryomorpha, Isotomidae.
AAAUCAAAGUUUUCCGCGCGUAAAACGCUACCGGCGUUCGGCGGCGUACGUUACGCGGCGGCGUACGAUCGGUGGCGGCGUCGACCUCUGCCCUGUUUAUGAAACAUAUCGAAUUAACGUAUUCAUGGAAACCUGCCAAUUUAUUUGUGGCCAAAUUUUUACUGGCUAAAUAAUGUGCGGUUUAUUUAAUUAACUGUUUUCCCUAUAAAAAUGAAUAGUACUUAAAUUUCCAUCACACCAUAACUCAUGUAGCACACGAAAUUUGUAAUAACUACAAAGUAAAAAUGUUUCACCACCACUGCCUUGUCCUACUUUCCCUUCAAUUUCUUCUUCUCCACCAAGCCAAAACCGCCGAAGUUGAAAUUGACGCCACUGCCGCCGUAAAAUACCAAUCUUGCUGCGUAGCAGACCUUCGCGCCACGAUAGCAAACUUCUACAACAAAAUGACCGCCCUUUAUGGCGACCCAGCUUUCCCACCGCCACAAAAGCUAAAGAUCUUCCUUGAAGUUAGGGUGAACGAUACAGGAAUCGGGAUGAGUAGUUCGAAUGGUGGAACUGUCUUGAAAAUCCAUUGGGCUGGUGGCGAGGAUUACAUCAAUACUAUGGUGAAGAGCUGGCUUCUCUCUGCAUCUUUCGGGCCGAUUGCAAAAUUCAAAAACGACUUUACCGACAGAUGGCUGCGGGAUUGCUUCAUCAGUUACGCCUACAUUUAUCUCCGCGAUGGAUCAGAUUCAACCGAUAAGAAGCGACCCAAUACGUCCGAUCGAAAUAAGGACCCGAGAAGUGUCCCCGCCAAAGAAUGCGCGUACUGGAUGAACUAUGUCGUUACUAAAGUCGACGGGAAACCGGACGUGGGGCAGAAGGUUUUUAAAAUGGCGCGGGAUGGGAAUUAUACCGACCUGGUGUGGAUUGAUUUAACGGGGAAGGAUGUCAAACAACUUUGGGACGAAAUGAAAUAAUAAUGUGUCUAUAAAAAAAUAUUCAAAAAAUAUAUUUCUGAAAUCCAAAUAUUUUAUUCUUUAUGGGAAAAUUAUCGUAUUUAAAUAAUUUACUAA